This is a messenger RNA of Paecilomyces variotii, 2736 nucleotides long. RefSeq names its product peptide transporter MTD1. Gene Ontology annotation, biological process: transmembrane transport. Gene Ontology annotation, molecular function: oligopeptide transmembrane transporter activity. The transcript has 8 exons. The coding region runs from base 131 to 2554 and encodes 807 amino acids. The record is from RefSeq and is a predicted model, not a curated record. Lineage: Eukaryota; Fungi; Ascomycota; Eurotiomycetes; Eurotiales; Thermoascaceae.
AGAUGUACGGAUAGACAGUAGGUAGAAGAACAAUACUUUAAUAUGAGCUUUCGCCAUUCCUUCCCACGGCUUCUGCCCCGUACAGUGCUUUGGCUUUCCAGGUCUCUCGUGUUUCUAUAUCCUGACAAGAAUGGUUGCCAGCACACCAGGCUAUGAUCGCAGCAUGACCGGGGGGGCGCCAGCUUCCCUCGAAGAUCUGCGUACCUGUCCCAAGCCGGUGGAAGAGAAGACAUUGCCCAACGAGAAGGAUGUGAAAAAUGAAGUGGACAUCAACGCCGAUAGUGUCACCUCAUAUGGAGAAGCUGUCGGAGAAACCGUUGAGAGCAGUGCCAAGGUACUGGAGACGGCGGACGACAUCGUCACUCAGGUUCUUGCUGUCGAAGAUGAUCCUUCAAUUAAUCCCUGGACUUUCCGCAUGUUCUUUCUUGGCAUUGGUCUGUCUGUUUUUGGCUCCGUGCUUCAGGAAAUCUUCUACUUCAAACCACAAACAAUCUAUGUCUCUCAGGUUUUCUUGACGGUCAUUGCAUAUGUUUUGGGAGAAGGUAUGGCCUACCUGAUACCCCGUCGCGGGCGUAUUGGGCAUCUCCUGAAUCCGGGGCCGUUCAAUGCCAAAGAACACGCUGCGAUUUCGCUCAUGGCUUCAGCGGCUUCCCAGUCUGCACUCGCUACCGAGGCAUUGGCUGCCCAGCAGCUUUUCUACGGUGGCUAUCCGAGUCACGCUGCAGGUAUCUUCAUUACAUUGUCCUCUCAGCUCAUCGGUUACGGCAUCGCUGGUUUGCUCAGGGAUGUCAUUGUGCGCCCGACCAAGAUGCUCUGGCCGAUGACUCUGCCUAUUAGUAGUUUGCUCGAAUCUCUCCACCGCCACAAGAGCGAGUCGAAAUCCAAGAUGAAGAUAUUUUAUGUUGUUUUCUUCAUCUUGUUUUUCUGGGAAAUUGUGCCCGAGUACAUAUUUCCAGUCCUUGAGGGAGUUUCGAUCUUCUGUCUUGCGAACCAAAAUAGCAUGGUAUUCACAAAUCUUUUUGGCGGAGCAUCAGGAAACGAGGGACUCGGGUUUCUGGCUUGGUCAUUUGAUUGGCAAUAUAUUGCAUCGCUUGGGUCGCCUCUGUGGUUACCUUUGUACGCCUUGACGAAUAGUCUCAUCGGGUACAUCGGAUGCAUUGUCCUGUUCAUGGCCGUCUACUACAAAAACGUCUGGAACUCUCAGAAUUUCCCAUUCCUUUCCCAGCUGCUCUUCUACGGAGACUCAAAUUCGACAAACUAUCACACCUACAAUCAAACUCUUAUCAUGAACGAGGACUUCACAAUCAACCAAGAUCUCCUUCGCCAGCAGGGACUCCCUUGGCUCACCGGAACAUACGUCUGCUACCUGAUUACGUCCAACAUGGGCCUUACAGCUACAUUCACGCACAUGCUGCUGUGGAAUUUGGACGAUAUCAAAGCCGGGUGGGAGUGGGCGUCACCUAAGAAACUGAAGAAAUGGCUCCAACCGUCUUCCUGGAAGUUCUGGGCGAACCAGGAGACACCAGAAGAACGCCUGCAGCGACGACUCAACGACCCCAAGCUGGAUCCCCAUUACAAACUCAUGCUGCGGAACUUGUAUCAAGAGACACCGCACUGGUGGUGGGGGGCCAUUCUCGUUGCAAGCUUCGCAGUCGGACUAGGCUGUCUCUAUGCCAUGAAAUCAACCCUUCCGUGGUGGGGUUUCAUCAUCGCCAACCUGCUGACGCUGCUGUUUAUGCUCUUCUUUGGUGCACAAUAUGGUAUUACCGGAUUCCAGUUCAAUGUCCAGCCCAUUUGCCAGAUGCUUGCGGGAUACAUGUUCCCCGGUAAACCCCUAGCGAAUCUCUACUUCACCUGCUUCACCUACAACUCCCUCCAAAUGGGACAGGUGCUUGCAAAAGACCUCCGACUGGCGCAGAACCUGCACAUCUCACCUAUAUGCACAUUCACAAUCCAAGUGACAGGAUGUAUCGUCGGCGCGCUCUUCAACUACAUCAUGAUGUUGACCAUCGUCCAAAACCAAGGCUCGGUCCUCAAAUCCAUCGAAGGCACCAACAUCUGGAGCGGUCAGAACAUUCAGCAGUUCAACACCCUCGCCAUCGCCUGGAGUAUAGCCAAGGACAUGUUCUCCAUCGGCGGCCGCUACCAAUGGGUCACGAUAUCCUACCUGCUCGGCUUCGCCGUCCCGCUUCCCUUCUGGCUCCUCAACCGCUGGCGCCCCCACCGAAUCUUCAGCUACCUCAACCUCUCCAUCAUCCUCUGGUACAUGGGCUGGUUAUUCGUGGGCAUCAACGCAUCCAUCCUAGCGUAUUUCACAAUCGGCUUCUUCGCUCAAUGGUGGUUGAGAAAAUACCACCCGCGCUAUUUCACAAAGUAUAAUUACAUCGUCUCUGCGGCUCUCGACGGAGGCACGCAGGUGUGUGUGUUUAUUUUGACCUUUGCGGUCUUUGGAGGAAGUGGGAAGAGUUAUCCUUUUCCGACAUGGGCUGGAAAUCCCGAUACUUCAGUUCAUAAUCUCGACUAUUGUAAGCUGAAUACUGCGACUACCAGCUAGAGAAUCCGAGGGUUAGUUGGAUUUGGAUUGUGUCGAGGAAAAGGAGUUUAUGGAUAACGAUAAGCCUAUGAUGUAGUUGUAUGAGAAUGAUAUAUACAUAUAUAAUGCUACCUGGGUUGGCAGAUCUUACCGUUGCUAAACAAAGGUGUUUUUUUAUUAUUAUUGUUGUUGGAAUGUUCGAA